AUGAGAUCUCAGGACAAUGCGAUCGAGACGAUCAUCUGCGGCGGAACAGCUGGUCUUGUUUCGCGCUUCUUUAUAGCGCCGCUUGAUGUUCUCAAGAUUCGCCUACAGCUUCAAACAAGUCCAUUCGGGACACCCCCUGCGGCUGUGCUGCCUCUUGCAAGCCAGUCGCACACGCCAAGGCUCUAUCAUGGUAUAGUACAUGGCUUCCAAACAAUCAUCAAGCAAGAAGGCGUCCGCGGGUUAUGGAAAGGCAAUGCCUCUGCAGAGGUGCUGUAUGUAUCCUAUGCAGCUUCUCAAUUCAUGGCCUACAAGUAUGCCCUCGCAACGUGUGCAUUCAUCAUGCCAAGCUUUACUGGGACAACUCCUCCAGCGACGCAUGCCUUUGUAUCUGGUGCUUGUGCCGGUUGCUUCGCCACGGCCAUCACAUACCCUUUUGAUCUCUUACGCACCCGUUUCGCAGCGCAAGACGGUGAGUCGAGACUUUACUACUCCAUUGCUGGCGCAGUGCGUCAGAUCACAAAAGGUGAAGGUGUGCGCGGCUUGUAUCGCGGCUUGAAUGCAAGUCUUAUUCAGAUCAUGCCGUACAUGGGUUUACUCUUCGGCAUCUACGAGCCUUGUAGACAAGGUAUUGAUACGCUGCUUCAAUCCCCAUCAGCACAAUCUUUGGGCAUCCGAAAUGGCAUGGGCUGGGAUAGUGCGAUUGCUGGCGUACUGGCAGGUACAUGGGCUAAAACGGCAGUUUUCCCGCUGGACGUAGUACGCAAACGACUCCAAGUUCAAGGGCCAAGUCGUGAAGCCUACAUCAUCAAGGGCAUUCCAGUUUACACCUCUACAUUGUCCGGCCUCACGAGUAUCUUGUCGCGCGAAGGGUUCCGAGGCCUCUAUCGUGGUCUUGGCGUGUCACUUCUGAAAUCUGCACCAAGCAGUGCCAUCACACUGUGGACAUAUGAUCAAACAUCAAGGCUCCUUCACAGGCUAGAAAAGUCUUGGCAAGUUUCUGAUUGA
Protomyces lactucae-debilis is the source of this 1005-nucleotide messenger RNA. Its product is annotated as mitochondrial thiamine pyrophosphate carrier. Gene Ontology annotation, cellular component: mitochondrial inner membrane. The coding region runs from base 1 to 1005 and encodes 334 amino acids. Lineage: Eukaryota; Fungi; Ascomycota; Taphrinomycetes; Taphrinales; Protomycetaceae. Gene Ontology annotation, molecular function: thiamine transmembrane transporter activity. The transcript has 2 exons. The record is from RefSeq and is a predicted model, not a curated record. Gene Ontology annotation, biological process: thiamine pyrophosphate transmembrane transport.